Periconia digitata is the source of this 660-nucleotide messenger RNA. NCBI's taxonomy places the organism in Eukaryota, Fungi, Ascomycota, Dothideomycetes, Pleosporales, Periconiaceae. The record is from the annotation of a GenBank genome assembly.
UUCAGUUCGCAUAACCUCCACCUCGAAGCAACCAUGCAUCCCCAUCUCCACACCGAAGAGAACCAAAAAAACUGCGCCGACGUCAUCGCCAUCCUCGACGAGUGCCACGCGCGCGGCUUCAUGUGGAAAGUCCUCGGCAACUGCACAACCGCAAAACACAACGUCAACAUGUGUCUCCGGGCGCAGCGGCUCGAACGCACACGGUUGAACCGCGAGGAGGCGAGGGAGAAGCGUGCAAAGAUUGAGAAGGUCUGGAAGGAGAUUGAUGAUGAGAAUUCGUGAAUGAAAGAGGGGUAGCGGUGUGGAUGGAUGGACGGGGGGGAUUGUAUGAUAUUGCGGGCUGAUGGAGAUGAGAGGGGAGGGAUAUAUAUUGGAGUUUUUUGGUGUGUGUAUGCAUGGGGAGGUUUUAUUUUUCUCUUGUCGGAGAUGUGUAUGAUAUGCGGCAUGGAUUAUCUGGGGUACUGCUCUACAUGAUGGUUGUGCUAUGUGACUGGAUGGUGUUUUUUCCCUCGGGCGGGGAUAGAAGCGAUCGAGGAUGGAGCCGUCUUCAGUUACUUGCCACAUCACUGUGAUAGAUACUUCGUGUCCGUGCUUGCUGACGGAGUCGUCUGAACGAGGUUGUAUCAUCAUUGUACAUGGCUUCGAUUCGUUGACUUGAUU